AUGAAGUUGCUCAAAGCACAUCUUCCAUCUCUAUGCUCAUUCAUAUCAUUGUUCUUGAUUUUGGUUUCCCAAACAUCUUUUUCCAUUGAAACUUCUAAUCUCGUUCAAGUCAGACGAUACCUUAUCAAGUAUGGUUACCUGAAUUCCGUCUCAAGUGCCUACCAAUUACGAGAAAAACUCGAUGAUGACUUAGCACAAGCCAUAAAGAAAUAUCAAUCAUUCAGCCACCUUGAUUCAUCGGGUAUCUUAGAUGAACGGACGUUGGCUCAAAUGGCGAUGCCUCGAUGCGACAUGCCCGAUUUCGUCAAAGGCACCCCUGUUCCUCAUGGUAUGAAGCAAGUCAUAUUAAGAUCCAACAGCUCGUACUACACUUUCACGGCCUCAAAGUGGUCCAAGUUCAACCUAACUUGGGCUCUCGAACCUGGAACACGAGCGGAUGCCAUGAGACCGAUCAAAGUUGCGUUUGACAGGUGGAUGUCCGUCUCAAAGUUCAAUUUCUUAGAGAGUCCAGUGUUCAAUAACUCCGACUUACAGAUUAGUUUCGUCAAAAUCGGGGAUGGGUCGGGGGGCACUCUGGCCAACGCUGGAGGGCCGCCAAGUGGGAAGUUGCAUUUCGAUGUGGAUGAGAAGUGGGUGGAUGGGGUGGUGGCGGGGGCCUUUGAUAUUGGGACGCUUGGGUUGCAUGAAAUAGGACAUUUGCUUGGACUUGCCCAUAGCGAUGUUAAAUCUGCCAUUAUGUGGCCAUAUUUUUCAAGGGGUGUGACCAAAGAUUUGGAUCCUGAUGAUAUUGCUGGAAUCAGGGCUUUGUAUCCAUAA
This is a messenger RNA of Impatiens glandulifera, 816 nucleotides long. Its product is annotated as metalloendoproteinase 2-MMP-like. Gene Ontology annotation, molecular function: metalloendopeptidase activity; zinc ion binding. Gene Ontology annotation, cellular component: extracellular matrix. Bases 1 to 816 code for a protein of 271 amino acids. The transcript has a single exon. Lineage: Eukaryota; Viridiplantae; Streptophyta; Magnoliopsida; Ericales; Balsaminaceae. Gene Ontology annotation, biological process: extracellular matrix organization; collagen catabolic process; proteolysis. The record is from RefSeq and is a predicted model, not a curated record.